CACAAGUAGAGCAAGGGGCGCUUUCGACCCCGCUACAACGUUACAUUAAAUACCCGUGAAAGUACUGGAAGUUUGACUGGGAAAAAUGAAGGCUUUUGCGUCAGUAUUGUUAUGUGUCGGGGCGCUUUCCCUCGCAUCAUCAGCACCCGCCGGCAGCAAACACAGUCCACAAAGAGCUGAAUACAACUACGAAUAUGCAGACAAUUCCAAAUCAGCAGCAUCCAGAGAACCCAGACAACAGCAAGAAUCAGCAAAUCACUAUGACUCUUACAUCGAAGACGUCCAAACAGCGGCCACUGGUGGAAACACGGCGAAGAAAGGCUUCAGCAGAGGCAGUGGCUUGAGGACGAUAGCUGUAGGGUCUGCUAAUCAAGCAAAGACUGCAUUAGGUAACCAGCAGGCCGCAGGGUUCCAAGCGGCUUAUGUAGCUAAGAAUACCCUCGCGCAGUCAGCUGCGCAGUCCAGUGCGACUGCUCAGGCAGCGUUAGCUGGGAAGCAAGUUAUUCUGGCUGGGUUAGAACAGCAAGUGAGGGAUGCUAAAGUGGGUCUCCAGGGUGAGGAGAUGCAGCUGCAGCAAGCUAAGAGAGCAGCGCAGUCGGCGGCGCAAGCAGCGCAGCAAGCUAUGCACCAGGUGAACGUAAUCCAAGCGGCUUUGAAUGCAGCACAAGCGACUUCAGAAAACGCAAACGAAGCAGCAUCGCAAGCCGCUGGUGAGCUUGGUGCACAAACCGCCAUGGUGGGAGCAGCCAGACAAAGGCUGCAGACCCUGCAAGACCAGCUUAAGGGAGUCAGGAUCGACUUUGAGGCUACCCAGGCCGCUGCGAGAAAGGCUCAGGCUGCUGCACAACAAGCUCAAGCAAACGCCGCUGAGGCAGCCGCGAAGGCAGCCGCGGCUGGUCUCGCCGCCGGCCAACACAAGGACGCCUCUCACGAAGACACAAAGGAACAUGUGGUAGUAGUCGAAGAUGAGGAAGAAGUAGAAGACGACGAAGAAGAAGAAGAGUGUGAGGAAGAAUGAGACCAAACGCCACAACCACUUAGCUAGUACAAUGCCAUUAUUUUUAGAGUAUUUGAUUAUUUUUAUAUUUAUAAAAAUAAAAUAAAAAAAUAUACGUCUUAGUGGGGAGCGAUACCUACUGAAAGUAGGUAAACUAGAAAUCUAUUACCUAAUAUUAUACAAGGUGCUAUUUUUGGAGCGUUCAGUGAGGCGAAAAAUU
Molecule: messenger RNA, 1217 nt
Organism: Maniola jurtina (meadow brown)
Lineage: Eukaryota; Metazoa; Arthropoda; Insecta; Lepidoptera; Nymphalidae
Exons: 7
Coding region: 86-1018 (310 amino acids)
Source: RefSeq, a predicted model, not a curated record